GUAAUCAAACUACAGUAUCACCUUUUUUCUUUCUUCCUUCAUGAACUUUUUGACAAGUGGACCGAUGGAGACAAAAUCCAGCAAAUUACCUUUGGCGCUUUUGAAUUCACAGAAAUGGAGUAUGACACCGACAUGGGCUCGGAGUGGCUGCAAAAGAACUAGACCGUAUCCAGGGUGGUGACAGCAUCACGUAGUUGUGCCUUGCCGGUUUCGUCGAUUGCGCGCAUUGAGAUGCCGUGUCAAGACAGUACAUCUUUUGUGAACUUCAAGUUGAUUGGUUACGGUGGCAAACUUACCCACAAAGCUCACCACACUCACGCGCAAGUCAACGCAAAGAAGACAUCGGCCAAGAAACAACGACUAGAAUGGUCGCAGUGCUUGAUUUAUAGACGAAAAAGCAUCUUCCAUUGGGCGCUCCAAACGGAGCUGAAAAAUCGAAGAGCUGCUGGAAUUGAAGCAGUGUACACGGAACUCGCCGAGAACAGCGGUAAAACCGGCAAUGCCACCGACUUCCAAAAUUACUUGCGGGCACUUUCUCGCGUCCACGAUGAACUCCAUCGUUUCAACCGCGCUGAUCGCCAUCGCGAAAAACGACCGACUCCUUCCUGGAUGAUCCGCCCCGAAUAUCUGGUGCUUCCUGUGCGAGAUAUCAAUGAAGACUUGCACCAUUUCGGCAAGCUUAAGAGUCUGAGACGUACUGCACUCAUGGAAAACGGAAAACUCGGCUGCAACCCAGGGAUUGAAUCGAGCUACGACGCAUCGAAGCGUCUUACAGAAGACUUCCCCGGAUUCCUCCAGUCGGUGGAUAUGAUGCCGGGACAGAUGUGUAUCAGUUUUUGUGCACCUGCAAUUGCAGCCCGCGUGGAUCUGUCAGUCAAUCUGCUCACCGAUGUUGCGUACGACUGCUUCGCAGAUGGCUUUUACCUCUGUAGGGCCAACAUGGUUUUUUAAGACCUGAACAAGUAUGCCGUCGUCUUUCAGGUAGUGUUGGAUGGACUCUCCAGCAGCCAUUUCAAGGCUUACUUCCUCGCCUUUUUCCGUACCUUUG
Messenger RNA from Radiomyces spectabilis, 1048 nucleotides. RefSeq lists its product as uncharacterized. Bases 232 to 951 code for a protein of 239 amino acids. NCBI's taxonomy places the organism in Eukaryota, Fungi, Mucoromycota, Mucoromycetes, Mucorales, Radiomycetaceae. The transcript has 5 exons. The record is from RefSeq and is a predicted model, not a curated record.